ACACAAAAUGACUGAGUGUCAAAGGCAGACAGUGCAACUUCUGGAGGAAACAGCUGGUGAGAGGUUGAGUCUGAGUUCUCCCAGGAGCAGAGUGAGCAGGCCCAGGAGCUGCAGCACACAGGACAGGGCUGUGAGGACAGCAUCCUUGGCACCAUGCGUCUACAGCUUGGCACCAAGAGCAUUGGGUGGAACUGCUUUCCAAAGGACACCAUUAUCCACAAAAGAGAGAAAACUGGACAUACAUAUGAGAAAGAAGAUGACCUGCUGAUUGGUGUGCCUAGUGAAGCCACAGUUCUUGGAACCAUCCAGAUACUAUGUGCCCUGAUGCUUGCAAGCUUUGGGGGCAUUUUGGUGUCAGCUUCCUACUUCAACCCAGAAGUUUCCACCACUUUGAUAACUGGAUACCUGUUUAUUGGAUCCCUCUGUGCCCUGAGCAGCCUGGCCUCCAAUGUAACAAGCUCUGUUGUUGCUGUCAUUGGCCUCUUCCUCUUCACCUAUUGCCUGAUAGCCCUGGGGAGUGCUUUUCCACACUGUAACUCAGAAAAGAAAUUCCUGUCCUUAUUGUCUUACUUGAAAUCCCACCAUUGGAAGAAUGAAGACAAGAACUGUUACCUGGCUUACGUCGGUGCUAUAAGUGCUCUGGGGAUGAUGCUUCUCUUCACUGUGCUGGAGGUUUUCCUAGCUGUAUACAGUUCUAUCUUUUGGUGGAAGCAAGUCUACUCCAACAAACCUGGGGGUACAUUUUUCUUGCCUCAAUCACAAGAUCAUACCCAACUUGUCAAAAGCAAUUUGUUGCAGUAAUGGAUCUGAAAUACAGAAGAAGAAAGAAGAUAUCUGUUGCUCACAGCAGAGUACAGCUAGACUUGCCUAAAAUCCCAGCUUUGGUAGAUCCUAAUAAACAUCUGAAGAAAAGCUCUCCUGUCCUACUUUCAAUGAGUCACUUCAUUUCCAUUGAACAUCAGCUCCUAAAGUCCGAGUCAGCAAACUUCCCUGAUUCCACAUUCCGCAAUGACCACAAACUUUAUCAACUUCCCCAAAUAGAGUGAACAGACAGUGUUUCAUCUGUCUGAUGCUAGAUGAGAAAGCAUGUACUCCUGGGGUGGAAGCUGACAGGGUCAUGUGGCUAGGUAAGGUCUUUCUCUGCAUUGCUUGCACAAUCCUUUGCUUAAAUAUUAUACUUUACGCAUUCCAAGAGCAUUUGAGAUCCUUUGAAAGUAUGACAGCCUGUACAAGGUCCUGGGUUUGAUACCACAGCAAUAAAAAGAAAUAAUAAAUC
Molecule: messenger RNA, 1276 nt
Organism: Mus caroli (Ryukyu mouse)
Lineage: Eukaryota; Metazoa; Chordata; Mammalia; Rodentia; Muridae
Source: RefSeq, a predicted model, not a curated record